AAUUAUAAUUAUAUUCAAAAUAAAAAUCUAAACAAAAAAAAAAUUAAAAAUGCUAAAAUUAAUAACAAAACACUCUAAAGUAAAAAACAUGACUAUAUAAUCCAUUAAAAAUUAUGCUAAAAUAUGCUCUUCAUCAGCCGAAGCUUUAGAAGGAUUAAAAGAUGGCGAUCAAAUAUUAAUGGGUGGUUUUGGUAUAUGUGGAAUUCCUGAAAAUUCAAUAAACUAAAUAUUAAAAAUGGGCACAAAAGAUCUCUGGGUAUGUUCUAAUACAUGCGGUAUAUCGAAUUGGGGACUCGGCCUAUUACUAGCCAGUGGAUAAAUAAGAAAAGUAUCCGCCUCAUAUGUAGGUGAAAAUCCUGUUUUUGAAAAAUUAUUCCGUGGCGGAGAAUUAGAAGUAGAACUAUAACCACAAGGUACUCUAGCUGAGAAAAUGAGAUCCGGAGGAUUAGGCAUUCCAGCAUUUUAUACACCUACAGGGGUCGGUACAUAUGUAGAAUACGGUAAUGUACCCACAAAAUAUGGAAAAAACGGUUCAACAAUUCCUAUAUAAACAUCCUAACCAAAAGAAAGAAGAGUAUUUGAUGGAAGAGCCUAUAUUAUGGAAGAAACAUUUAUUAACGCCGAUUUUUCUCUAGUAAAAGCUUAAAAAGCAGAUAAAAAAGGUAAUUUAUAUUAUAAUAAAACGGCGCGAAAUUUCAAUGAUGAUGCUAUUUUGGGAGGAAAAAUAAGAGUUGCAGAAGUGGAAGAAAUAGUCGAAAAUGGAGAAUUGGAUCCUGAUUAAAUCCAUACACCUGGUAUUUUCGUUGACAGAAUUUUCGUAGGUGAAAAGUUUGAAAGAAAAUUCGAAAAAUUAGUCUAUGAUAAAUCUGAUGAGCCUAAAUAGGAAAAAUAGUCCCAUAAAGAUAAGGUUAGGGAUAAAAUAGUAUCCAGAGCAGCAAAAGAGGUCAAAAGUGGCAUGAAUUUGAACUUAGGUAUUGGUAUUCCUACACUUUUACCCUAAUAUGUACCUAAAGAUGUUAAAAUUAUGCUCCAAAGUGAAUUAGGUGUACAUGGAGUGGGUCCUUAUCCUAAAAAAGGCUAGGAACAUCCAGAUAUAAUUAAUGCAGGGAAGGAAACAAUCACUUUAUUACCGUAAGCUAGUACUUUUUCUUCUAGUACAUCUUUCGGUAUAAUUAGAGGUGACCAUUUAGAUAUGACAAUGCUUGGAGCGAUGUAAAUUAGUAGAUAUUGUGAUAUUGCUAAUUGGAUUAUUCCGGGAAAACUAGUAAAAGGAAUGGGUGGGGCAAUGGAUUUAGUAUCUUGUAAAUCUAAAGUAAUAGUUUUAAUGGAACAUAAUAAUAAAAAUGGAGAAUUUAAAGUUUUAGAAUAAUGUACUUUACCUUUAACUGGCAAAGGUGUAGUUAAUACAUUAAUCACUGAAAAAGCUGUUUUUAGAAAUUGGAAUGGGGAAUUAGUCUGUACAGAAAUUGCUAAAGAAUUCACUUUGGAAGAAGUAAGAUAAUCUACUGGAUUUAAUUUUAGAACGGCUGAUAAUUUAAUUUAAUUUUGAUAUAGAUUGAAUUUUAUUGUUAUUGAAAAAGAAAUUUAUUUAUAUUUUAUUUAUUAUUUUUUAUUUUGUUUUAUUCAUUUUUAAUAAUUUAUAUUUCUAAUCC
This is a messenger RNA of Ichthyophthirius multifiliis, 1652 nucleotides long. RefSeq lists its product as hypothetical. The record is from RefSeq and is a predicted model, not a curated record. Gene Ontology annotation, biological process: ketone body catabolic process. The transcript is spliced from 4 exons. NCBI's taxonomy places the organism in Eukaryota, Ciliophora, Oligohymenophorea, Hymenostomatida. Gene Ontology annotation, molecular function: succinyl-CoA:3-oxo-acid CoA-transferase activity.